This is a messenger RNA of Drosophila serrata, 1128 nucleotides long. It is a transcript of the gene NimC4, whose product is annotated as Nimrod C4. The record is from RefSeq and is a predicted model, not a curated record. Lineage: Eukaryota; Metazoa; Arthropoda; Insecta; Diptera; Drosophilidae.
AUGAAAAUAAUUUGGACCCUUUUUCUCCUGCUGAGUCCAGUCCUGGCGGCUGGCCUGCGGGAUAAUUACUGUGAAAGGAACGAGACCGUACGCACCACUGUGCCCGUGACCAAGCAGCGGACCAUUGUGAAGCCCCAAUCCAAGUGGAGGAUCUGGAAGAAGGCUGAGAAAACCACGGAGAUCUACGAUUCGGAGGAGGUUCAGGUCACCCACCGGCUGGUCAGGGAAUGCUGCCCCGGCUAUCAACAGGUGGAGUCUGGCCUUUGUGAGCCAAUCUGCAGUCGUGCCUGCCCCGCCCAUGCCAGCUGUGCCGCUCCCGAUCGCUGCGAGUGCAUCAAUGGCUACGUCUCGGCCAGAAAUCACCAGGACGGAGGACACUACUGUGAGCCCAUCUGUCAGGAUCCCUGUCACCCGGGUGCCCAGUGCGUGGCCCCCAACACCUGUGCCUGCCGGGAAGGUUACACCCAGCUUCAACCAACCGGGGAUGGGGUGAGCGGCGACUGUGUGCCCACCUGCCAGGUGGGAGGAGGUUGUGCGAACGGCAAGUGCAUCGGCGUGGAGCGCUGCUCAUGCAACGCAGGAUAUCGCUGGGAUAAAACAGAGGAGCGUUGUGCAGAGAUAAGUGGGGAAUCCCUCUCGGAAGAGGACUCGGAGGAGAGCACAGAGGUCCCGAGCACCAGUUCCACGGCAGCUUUCACUGCCCAAGAGUGCCCCGAAGGUUUCGUCCUGUUCCAGGGCGACUGUCGGGAGAAGCAGUUCGAGAGCAAUGAGGGGUCCUGCACGAAGACCGGCUGCGGUCCACAUCAGAUCUGCUUGGAGUCCGGCAUUUGCAACUGCUCCAGAGGAUAUGUUCCGGACGAGACCAGCGUGGAGGGUGGAUAUCUCAGCUGCCAGCGCACCUUGUUCGACCAAAUACUGGGCUUGAACCAGGCCACCGAUGACGAGGACGAGCUGAAUCCUUGGACCAUUCCCAUCAUCGGAGUGGCCAGUGGUUCCCUCUUUGUGCUUCUGAUAGUGGGCUUCAUCGGCGGAAAGCGGUACCGACGGGAACGGACAGCGGCUGCCAACAAAGAGAUGGAGUGCCAGUAUUCCCAGAAAACCGUCGAUGUGGACGAGUGGGUGCCAUAA